Messenger RNA from Planococcus citri (citrus mealybug), 1795 nucleotides. It is a transcript of the gene Larp7, whose product is annotated as La related protein 7. Gene Ontology annotation, molecular function: RNA binding. The transcript has 8 exons. Lineage: Eukaryota; Metazoa; Arthropoda; Insecta; Hemiptera; Pseudococcidae. Gene Ontology annotation, biological process: RNA processing. The record is from RefSeq and is a predicted model, not a curated record. Bases 117 to 1727 code for a protein of 536 amino acids. Gene Ontology annotation, cellular component: ribonucleoprotein complex; nucleus.
UCUUAUCAAGCAUCAACAAACAAAACACGAAAAAUCGCGAACUCGUGAUAAAGGUGUUUCAAACCGCUUUUUUCAUCACUUUUCCUCAUUUCGGAAUUAAAUAAUAAGAAAUAAUUAUGGAUGAAACGAGUAACUGCCACAAGAAAGGAGACCGGCAGAGAAAAAAGAGGUAUUACAACGAUAUCAGACAACAGAUAGAAUUCUACUUGGGUGAUGUGAAUUUAUCCAAAGAUAGAUUUUUCAACGGUCUACUGCAGGAGAGCCCAUAUAUCGAUAUAGAUAUUAUAUUAAACUGCAACAAAAUAAAGAAAUUAACGUGCAAUCCGAAAGAUAUCGUGAAAGCAUUAAAAACAUCGGAAAUUCUGUCAGUAACCGAUGAUGGUACCAAAAUCUACCGUACAGUUCCUGUUCAACCAAUUACCAAUGCAGAUGAAUGCACCAUAUAUGUGGAAGAUUUGCCUCCAGAAACCGACCACGAUUGGUUAAAAUCGGUGUUCAAAACAUACGGCAAUAUCGUGUACGUUUCCGUGCCCAGAUACAAACAGAGUAACAAAAUCAAGGGAUUUGCAUUCGUUCAGUUCGUUUCGUCGGAAUGCGCCAAUAAUGCUUUAAAAGCUUUUCAAUCGGCGAAUUCGUGUUUAUCGUGUAAUAUCACACCUAGUGAUCUAUGCAGUGUGAAAACCUUCGAAGGAGAGAAGGAAAUUGUCGUAGUUGAUAACAGUAAAACCAGCAUUGAUGAUAUCAAAGUCAUUCCAGUCAAACACGAACACGAAGCGAAAGCUGACCAUGAGGUUGAAUCGCCUGAGGAGCCACAAAAAAAGAGACGUAAAAAAGAUAAAAAAGAUGAACAUGAAGAAGAAUUAAAACCAGAAUCACUCGAAGAUAUCCAAAAAGAAGAUUCUGCGAAAGAGAAUGAAAAUAGGACCAAACGUAAAACAGAUGAAAAAGAAGUGUCCGAAGCGGAACAGAAACCAAAAUCCGAAGAAAUUGGCACCCAAAAGGAUGAAUCUGGAAAAGAAAAUGAGAAUAAGACUGAUGAUAGCGACGCAUCACAAAACGAGGGUGCAGACGCAGAAAACAGUUUCUCCGAAGAAAAACACUCUCGUAAAAGAAAACGAAAAAAGAAUAAGAAAAGCGAACACGUCCAAACUUACGGAAUGCAAAUUUUAUCCAAGCAAGAUUGGAAAAAACUCCGAAAUCGAUAUUUAGAAGAGCAAAGAAAAAAAAUGCACGAAUUGAAACAACAAUUGAGAAAAGCUCGUUUAAAUCGCGAACAACAAGAAGAAAAUGAAGCCAAAAUGAAAGCAGAAGAAAAUGAAGACAAAACGAAAGGAGAAGAGACACCUAUGGAAGAUGCUAGAGUCAAAUUUACUCCCGGCGUUAUUAUAAAAUUAAGAUUAGAUCAACCAGUCACACAUGUCAAAAAUUUCAAGACCGAAGUGAAAAGAUACGCGACUGUAGAAUAUAUUGAUGUGAACGAAGAAAACCUAGAAGCUUAUUUCCGAUGCAGCAGUAAUGAAGCAGCCAAUCAAGUAAUCGCGUUAAAUAAAUGGCCAAAUAUGGAAAUAUUGAAAGGAGACGAAGAACAGCAGUAUUGGGAAAAGAUUAAACUGGAUAGAAAGAAGAAAAUAGACGAAAAAAUUCGUUGCAAAACAAGAGGCAAAACUAAACUAAUCAAAAAAGUCGAAGCUGUGAUGGUAAAACAACACAUUAAAUUUUCCGAUUAAAAAUAUUCAUGUACUCAGCGUAGAUGUUUCGAAAUAAUUCGGUUUGUUAAUAUAUAUUUUAUACGUUU